CCAGGUGAGUGCGGAGCUCGCCGCCGCUGCCCGGUCCCCUCGCUGCGCCCCGCCCCGCCCUCCCGCGGGCUCCCUUCCCCCCCCCCCCCUUCCUGGAGCCGGCAGCGCCGAGUCCCGGGUCCUCCCCCGCUGGGCGCCGCUCCCCGCCGGAGCGGAGCGCGAGGAUGGCGGAGAACGGGGCGGGCGAGCCCCGGCAGCCCCGCUACCGCCGGGUGCGGCUGAUGUGCAUGCUGGCGCUCACCUUCCUCUUCUUCGUGGUGGAGGUGGUGGUGAGCCGGGUCACCGCCUCGCUGGCCAUGCUCUCGGACUCCUUCCACAUGCUGUCCGACGUCAUGGCCCUGGUGGUGGCCCUGGUGGCCGUGCGCUUCGCCCAGCGCACCCGCGCCACCCACAAGAACACCUUCGGCUGGGUGCGGGCCGAGGUGAUGGGCGCCUUGGUCAACGCCGUCUUCCUCACCGCCCUCUGCUUCACCAUCCUGCUGGAGGCCAUCGAGCGCUUCACCGAGCCCCACGAGAUCCAGCAGCCGCUCGUGGUGAUUGGGGUGGGGGCCGCCGGGCUGCUCGUCAACCUGCUGGGGCUCUGCCUCUUCCACCAGCACGGAGGUGGUGGCGGGCACGGGCACGGGCACGGGCACUCGCAUGGGGGGGGCCAGCACCACCGCAGCGGCAGCCGCACCAAAUUGGAGCCGCCUUCCGGGGAAGGGGAUGCUGGGCUGCGCAAGGAGGAGACCAACACGCUGGUGGAGAAUUGCAGCAGCACCAAUGGAGUCAACCGGGAGAAGCUAGGUGAUGGCAAGGCGGAACUACAAGCGAAUGGGAGUAUUGGCCCUAACUCUCUGGACAUUGAGGUCGAAGAAGAUUCCAGUGGACAGCUUAACAUGCGUGGAGUUUUUCUGCAUGUGCUUGGAGAUGCCUUGGGUUCAGUGAUUGUGGUGGUGAAUGCCUCAGUCUUUUACUUUUCUUGGAAUCCAUGCCCCAAAGAUGGGUCCUGUUUUAAUCCAUGUGUUGAUAGCCAUUGCAUAGAAAAUGCUACUGUAGCCCCACUGCUUGACAGUGCUGAUCUGCUCACACAAGAGGGUAUUCAUGUAGCUGGUCCCUGCUGGGUGCUGUACUUAGAUCCCUCUCUUUGUCUGAUAAUGGUUUGUAUACUCCUUUACACAACUUAUCCAUUACUUAAGGAAUCUGCCCUUAUCCUUUUGCAAACUGUUCCCAAACAAAUUGAUAUUUAUUCUCUGAACUUGAAACUACGUAAACUUGAAGGAGUUGAAGCAGUCCAUGAACUACAUGUUUGGCAGCUGGCAGGCAGCAGGAUCAUUGGUACUGCUCACAUAAAAUGUCAUGACCCUGCAUCAUACAUGAAAGUGGCAAAGCACAUUAAAGAGAUUUUUCAUGAUGAAGGGAUCCAUGCCACUACAAUUCAGCCUGAGUUUGCCAGUGUAGGCUCUGAAUCAGGUGUUGGCAAAUGUGAGUUUCCCUGCAGAACUCAGUGUGCUCUGAAGCAGUGUUGUGGGACAGCAGAAGGCAGUACUGAAAAGAAGACCACAAAGACCUCUUCAAUUGCUAUUUCAUGCUCAGAAAUAAUCAUUGACUCUCCACACCACAAAACUAGGAGGACUAAAUCUGAAAGUAUACCUGCUGUUAGGCUAGAGGCAGACGAUGACCCAGACACGCAAUUUGAAUCAUCUUUAUAAUUCCCAAAGUUGUGCUGUUUGAGUUUUGAUGGCUUCAACUGCAGCUUUAUUGCAAGAGGAGGAGUAAUAUUUGAGAUGCAAGUUUGUCAAGCAGUGUAAUUGCUGAAGUCCCUGUUCUUGUCACGUUGCUAAAUCUAGAAUGCUUGUUUUAAAGAACAUAAUAGCAUUGUCAUGACACAAUGUGUUUGUGUUGACUUUGUAAUAAGCGGCACUGAAAGUGUGCCAAUGCUGUAAAAAAUUUGGAAAACUAGUUUCAACACUUCAGCAGAAAGACUUUUUUGUGCUUCAAAUUAAAAUAUUUUCUCCCCUGAAAAGCUGCUUGAGGGAUAAGUACAUUGGAACUCAGUUUGUGUUAGACUUCUCAUUGGGGCUACUCUUUCCCUUUAAUAUUUGAUUUGUAGAUAUUUUAAUAUAUUGUUUGUAACCCAUAUGAAAACCAAAGUUCAUAGAAUGUUUUUAUGGAAAUAACAUCAAAUUAGAAACCACUUUGUCAGUUUCACACUUUUCCUUAAACUUAAACAGUGAACUAUGUGAGUGCUUUUUUUGGUGGAUUUAUUGCAUAGCAUAAAUAGUAGCAUAUUUUAAAGGAAACAUAUCACAUGAUUGAUAGAAACCUGUCCAGUUUUUUUCCCCACUGGGGCUAUGGGGUAAUUAAAAUUGGCUGUAAAAAUAUCGGUUGUGAAAGUUAUGUUCUGUUAAAAUGUAAGUUCAACCUGCUGUAUACUCCUCUGAUCAGACUGAGAGAUGAAGUGACUGAUAAAGUAACUAAUUGUUGGCUAAUUCAUAAAAUAUGCAUUCUGUGUUCUUCCUUCUUCACAAGUUCAGUUGCACUCUUGAUUUCAUUAGAUCAUUAUGUAAAUAUAAGAAUUUGCCAGAACCUUUUAAGUUCCAGUGCUGCAACAUUGGAGUUGGAACCUUUAUUUAAAGGAGUUGGUAUUUAUCAUCGUAACUCCAACCUGCACUGUUAAAGUGGAGCAUCUGUCAACAUUGGCAUUCUAUUUCCUGGGUUUCAAGGGUUUAAAUUAUAACUGCAGUAAGUUUCAAUGCAGCAGUAAGUACUUUUUACAGUAGGUGAAAUCCUGGCCCCAUUGAAGACAAUUGACGCUUUGCCAUUAAUAUCAGUGGGGCCAGGAUUUCAUCCAAUAUAUUUUACCCUUUUUAAAGUAAUGUGUGUCAAAGAAUUUUACCUAUUGAAUUUGUAAAUAUUCAGUUUAAAAAUGUUUAACUCAACUAAAUAAUAGACUAGCUCUGAAGAAGCUGUUAGUGUGCCAUCAACUCAUACUUUCUCAAGAAUUGGGUUAUUGACUCUUUUUGAGUCAGUAGGGUAUUGGGGAGAACAAAGGCAAUGUAAAAGGGGACACUAAGGGACUUUGGUCCCAUGCUGAGAGUUGUGUUCCAGGCCAAAAUGUACCCUUAAAUCCACCUUUUGAGUUGCAUAUGUACAAUGAGAAACAAUGAUUAGUAAUUAAGCACAGGACUGAGAGUUGGAAGGACCUAGUUCUUUUCCCAGCUCUGCCACUUACAUUGUGUGACCUUGGGCUAGUCGCUUAACCUUUCUCUGCCUCAUUUUACCCAUUUUUAAAAUGCAGAUAAUGCCUACCUCAUGGGGUAUUGUGAGGCUUAAUACAUUAGUUUCUAAAGACCUUUGAGAUCUUCUGAUGGAAGGCCCUAUAGAAGUGCAAAGUUGUAAAAUUGCUUAUUUUCCGACAGUGGCUCCUUUUACAUAUGUGCUGCAAUAGCCAGGCACAACAGGAUAACUUAAGGACCGUUUUGGCCUUAUUUAUGGAUUUACUGCAUACUGUGUUUUUAAGGCCUUAAACAGUAUUUAAAUUUAAUAUAUUUUGUAUUAAAAAUGUUUUGGUUAGUGAAGGAAAUGUAGGUUCUCUCCCCCCGCCCCCGAAUAUAGAGCUCUUCACUAAUUUGCACAUCUCUAAUUAAUGUUCCCUAUAAUACUCACUCAUAAGUGGUUCACAACUGACUGGUGCCCUUCCAGAGGGGGACCAGGCCUGUUUGUGACAGUGGGCUUCCUCAGCUUCUCAGAAAAGCAUUAUAAUGAGGUUUUACAUUAAGAUUGUUUGUUUGCAAAAUAUACUACCAUAUAUUUACUAAUGUGAAAUGAAUGAAGCAUUGUCAAACUGCACCUCUGACAUGAACAAAGUGCACUUGAAAUAGAUAACCUUGCGUUUUUUUUUUUUUUUUUAACACUGUAAGCUGUUUGACUAGUAUGGUUAAUAGUUUGUAUUUGGUCUCCCAGUCACUAAUGGGAAUUGGCAAGGUCCUGCUGUAUAACUGUCACUAACAAAAUAUAAAACAGUUUAUUGCCAAAAAUAUAGUAGUACUGAAAGUCACGACUAUUUGUUUUCCUUUUGCUUUUAUAGCGAGGCUACUAGUCCUGACAUGGUUGUCCUCUUUAGGUAACAGUCACAGAUAAAUACAUUUGAAUAGGUCUAGAAAUGUAGACACUAAUUCCAUUUUAAAUUUUUAAUCUGUUUGUGCCAGAAGUCAUAUUUUUCUAGUGCUAUGUCCAUUGCAGUCAAUGGUUAUCUUUAAAUAAAAGGAAAAAACUUUUCCCCCCUCGGACUUGAGUACAGUAUAUAUUCCGUAUUAGGCCCAAGGUGGGAGUUUGUACAGCAGUGGCAGUAAGAUUUGUACAUUCAUGUUGCUGUAAUUAGCCCAAAUCGUAGCCUGAUAACUUGCAAUACAUCUCAAUCUUUUAAUCUGAUUUAUGCAGACUUGAUUUAAUUCUGAAGACCGUAAUUCCAGAAUACUGGUAGCUUUCUUGAAUUAUUGCAUAAAUUGUUUUUUAAAGCAUGAAAUUAGUGACUCUCGUAUGAGUAAGCACUUUACCAGGUGGGACAGGAAAGCAGCUAAUUGUCUGCAUUGUGCAUUCCUGGGUGUAAGGUGUGUGGUUUUUUUUUUUUUAUUAUAAAUUAAAACAUGGAACACUGAUUUUUAGGAAAAAGAAAAGUGAUACUUCAGUGUCUGUUUUUGUUUGCUUCCCAUUAAAUGUUACUUGGUAGAGUAUCUUAUAUCUGCUAAAAUGUUUCAUUCAUAAAUAUAUUUACUUUAGAGUCCACUUCCUAGAGGUGGUAGUAAACAAGUAGAAGUAGAUCAAAAUUGUGACCACUUGAGGAAAACUAUGUAGGGGCUUGAUACUACAAACAUUUAUAUUCCUGAGUAGUCCUGUUGAACUCGGAGGGAAUACGUUGUGUGAGUGAAGUUACUUGCCUGUGAAUAAGUGUUUGCAGGAUUGGACCCUAAAUAUGCAAUGUGGGGGCCUAUGGCUUUUCAAAACAAGCCUCAAAAGCUAGGUGCUGAUUUUUAGUGAUUAUUUUAAAAUCAAUAUAAAAUGAAAUGGGUGGUGGUAUAGAGUUUUUUUUUUUUUUCCCAUCAAAAUUAUGUUACAUAAGUAGUACUGGCUCUUAACUGAACUUUUAACUUUUGAUCUGACUUUUUUUUUUUUUUUUUCAAAGGCCUUGAGCACCAAUGCUCUUACUGACUUCAGUUGGAACUGGUGUUGCUUAGCACCUUUGAAAAAUAGGCAAUCAAGUAACUCAAUGGGUAGUUAAGAGGGAAACAACAUUUAUUUUUAGAAUGCACAUGCUAACCUAUUCUGCCAUAGGGAACUGUUUUUUUGUUUUGUUUUUUUUUUCUGAAUUUUUAUAUCUAGACAUUUUGAUUUUUCAUGUGAUGGGAGUGAGAAAUGCUCUAUUUAAGGGUAUUUAAAAAGCAUAUUAAAACAUUGGAUUUAUUUCAUAACACAGCAUCAGUUAUUUAGCAUUCUUAGAAUUCUGAUUUUUAUGUUGCUUACUCAAUUCUGUGAUUGAUUUUAGCCUUCUACUUUGAACCUUUUAUUUCUCUCAUGGAUGGAAAGAGGGGGUUCUUCGUGUGCCUGAAUUGAGACAGUCCUGAAAGCUUUCCUGCAGCCUUACUGAUAACAGGAGGUCUGAUUCUUCUUUAUGACCUUUAGUUUGUGAAAUUAAUUGCCUAUAUGGGAUACCUUUCAAUAUUGUAUAAAUGUGAGCCUGAUACCGAUUCCAUUCAUAUAUCUGAGUAUUCACUUAAAAAAACACAACACCUUUGGGCUAUAUUUCCCAAAGCAUGUGGGUUUAGUUAGGAUUCUUUACUCACACCAUGAGUUUAAUUUUGUAACCACUGUUGAGGGGACCUACUUGACAUGUUUGUACCUAUUGUCUAGACUUCAUCAAUGAAAAACUGGGUUUGGCUACUAUUAAAUCAACAUUA
Molecule: messenger RNA, 5936 nt
Organism: Dermochelys coriacea (leatherback sea turtle)
Lineage: Eukaryota; Metazoa; Chordata; Testudines; Dermochelyidae
Gene: SLC30A1
Product: solute carrier family 30 member 1
Exons: 2
Coding region: 165-1691 (508 amino acids)
Biological process (GO): zinc ion transmembrane transport; detoxification of zinc ion; intracellular zinc ion homeostasis
Cellular component (GO): membrane; endoplasmic reticulum; Golgi apparatus
Molecular function (GO): zinc ion transmembrane transporter activity; calcium channel inhibitor activity
Source: RefSeq, a predicted model, not a curated record